Messenger RNA from Anopheles nili, 5741 nucleotides. RefSeq lists its product as uncharacterized. Gene Ontology annotation, biological process: regulation of DNA-templated transcription. Gene Ontology annotation, molecular function: zinc ion binding; protein binding. Lineage: Eukaryota; Metazoa; Arthropoda; Insecta; Diptera; Culicidae. The record is from RefSeq and is a predicted model, not a curated record. The transcript is spliced from 6 exons. Gene Ontology annotation, cellular component: nucleus. Bases 1 to 5589 code for a protein of 1862 amino acids.
AUGCCGAAUCCACAACCACCGUCGUCAGGGAUGCCCGCGGUAGCAAACCGAGAGGGUAAGAUCGUGAUCCAACCGAAUCCUUCAGCCCAUCAGCAGACGGGCAAGCAGCGGAUGGUCAUGAAAUUCGGUGACCAGGAGCAGAUCAUGAUUGUGGAGCAGCAGAAGGAUGCACCACCUGCACCGGGACUCGUUAGAGCGCCAGUGGCCAAAAAAGCGUUCCCCGCAUCCGCCAUCACUGCCCCUCCGUUAGCAUCGUUCAACAGGCCACCCGUUGCCCUGGCAUCUCAUGCAUCCCGCAUGUCGACCGACACACGUGAGACAAAGCUCGUUGUCACGAAAGCGGCCAGCAGCAACAAAUACCCAGGAACGGCUUCACUACCUUCGCAUUCGAUUACGGUGACUGCCACCAUCGAUGGAAGAUGUUCCGUGCUGUACCCGCCGGUAGGCGCUCAGCAGCAGCCAGCAGUCAUUGGCGAGAUCAUCCAUGGUCAGCGGCCGGAGUCAUGCGGCGUACAGCAACCGCCCAACACUGGUGGCAUUUCCUAUUCAUCCAAGAUUACACCCGGUACAACUGUGCAGAUCGGUAACACCAAUAUUAUGGCUUUCCAGCAGACAAAAAUCGGCCAAUCGACUCUCGUGAAGCAAAACGUCAUCCCAAGUGCGCAGAUCGAUACCAACACCACGGCGGUGGUGCUGCCAUCGAGAUCAUCCACGGGUGUUACCACAUCCGGAGCGAUCACUGACUUACGAUUACUCACCGCUCCACCGACCGGUUUGAAGGUGUACCGCCCGAUCGUCACGAAAGCUAACGUCGCGUCCGUGGUCACAAAUACGCUGCAAGGACUCACGGUCACAUCGUCAGCGGUCCUUCCAGGGGGGGUCCCGAUGGAACGGCAACUUAAUUCCAUCUGCUCCGCAACCGUACCAGUCAGUGGUUCGGUAAUCGUACAACCUGUCGUCGUAUCGAGCGCGUCACCAUUCCAACAGCAACCGACAAUUUUAGCAGCCACACCCGGACAAGUUCACAACGUCGUGUUGCCUCUCGGUACCACAAUCAAAGUAAUGCCGACCGGUAUGGAGCAACAGCCGGGGUUGAUGCAGCCAAUAUCGGCACCGGUCAUGCAACAACACACUGUCGUUCGUCCAGCGUCCCCUAUGACACCCUCGGUUAGCAACAUUUCACAGCAACCGGCUGGCAACUCUGUCCCGACGAAGGUACUGGUAAACCCUCGGCCAACGGUGCCAGUCGCACGUUCGGUCGUCACCGCUUCCAACAUGCCGCCAUUGUACGUGCCCCAAAACAAGACUCCCAUUGGUUCCGGCUUGCUGAAGCCGAUUUCAACGGUCACUAGUACGGCCAGCAUGGUCAAUCGUGUGCAGCAGCCGGUAUUGGACCCAGUACACAGAGCUCUAAUGGAACCGGGACCAAACGUGCCAAUGACUCGCAUCGUACAACGCCGUACGUCGAUAGGAAUGAACCAAAAACCCUCUAAAACGAUGACCAACAACGAACAGCAGCUACCAGCGAAACAUGAUGCACUGCCACCAAUGCCCAAGCUAACUCCAUUUACGGCUCCCCGGCUUCCGGUUCUGCAACCUCCGCAAGUGGUACCAUCUGAUGUCAGUCGGGCACCACGAUACGUGACAAUGCCGGCCAGUGUUCUGGUUCCGGUAGUACCACAGCCCACCAAGAAACCACCCUGCACACCCGUGUCGGUUCAAUCGGCAUUUGUACCCGUCGGAAGCGCCGAAGCCGAGGGUAACAGUGAGGACGAAUCAUCUUCAAGCGAUGUUGACCCACUUGUGAUGGAUCUGGAAGAAACUAGUGCACAUGAGUCGGCAGAGGGCCAACAGAAAGAGCCCAACUUUGCUCAGACCACGGACAACAAUGUCACUAAAGACGCCGAGAGAUUGCAGCAAAACCAACCGCCAACGGAGACAGAGGUGAUCGAGAUUCUCGAUUCUUCGUUCAGCUCCGAUACGAUGGCACAAAUGCUCGAGCAGGACAAUGCUAUCGCAGCAUUAUUACAAUCGGAGAAUCUCCACCCUCGGGAAGUAACUCCGGAGUGUGUCACAGUGGCGCCAGAGACCAAAAUAAGCCCGCGUUUGCAGAAGCGCGCUGUUUCGGAACAUCAGCCAUCGUUGGUGAUACCAGCGCGACCUCCACAAGGUUCUGCCGUGUCCGAUAUGCCUGCAGUUCGUAUACGCCGCCGAUUUUCGGAGUUUUCCACGGAGCAUGCCACACGGACGAUUUUCCCACCCUUAUCGGCCAAAGAUGACGCUUUCAAAAUCAUACGCGUAUCGAACACGCAGCUGCAUAAUAUGCAGCUGGUCGCUGGAAGCAAGGAUGCGCUCCUCAACGAUGGGCAAAAAGUUGGAGAUGAGGAGAAAAUCCAGCACACUGGCCCUUCAGCAAAAAAUCUAUCGCUGUUGUGCAAUGAAACGAUGGAGGUUUCGAAAUCCUCACAGGAAGUGGGAAAGAAAAAAGUCGGGGCAGGUCUCGCCAAAGGUACCAAACGCAAAAAUCCCUCCAAAAACCUACUUGCAGAUGGCGAACUGAAGAAACAUGCAAAGCACGGAUCCACGAUAGUUGGGGACAAGAAACGCAAAAAGUCCCGACUGACGGAGGAAACCAGCGAGGACUGUGACGCCACUCGGUCCUCUUCCACGUCAUCUGAGAGUAAUGUGACGAUCGGAAAGGUUGAACAGAGUAGGAUUCCGUCUGAACCGACCGGCCGAAAGAAGGCAUCGGGGAAAUCGCGUACUGAGGGCAAAACUGCCUCCACUGGGCGGUCUCCACCCGUUCCGGCUCCUGCAUCCGAGUCGUCCUACAGCAUGCAAGACGAUUCGGGAACGUUCUCGGAUUCGACGACGGUGGCCGAGCAUCUGCGCUGGCAUGAUGGUAUCGGGUAUCUCUCCGAAAGCUUGAUUCACUUCGAGUUCAACAAGUUUGGCAUGGUACAACCCAUCACGGCUGAGGAGUACGAUCGGCACUGCAGCACGAACGUGUACGAGAGCAUGAAGAAAUCAAUCGGCAAGAGACCAGUGAAGCCAACCAGCUUGAAACUGGCCUCAUCCAAACGACCCCGGACGGCCGGGGAUGAUGUGAAGUACAGAUGCCACAGUUGUAGCGGGCGCGGCCGUGCGGUGGACUUUGUUACACCGGAAUACUGCAGCAUCCAAUGCAUCUUAACGUCGUCCAACGCGACCCUGCAUAAGUACAUCCAAAAUUCCACCCACGCCAUCCAGCAGGAGACACUUUUCAUGACGGAUGGUAAGCACAUGCCCAUGCCGAAAAAGGCGGUUAAUUCUACUGUACCGCUGCAUCGGAAUCUGGAAAAUGCCGACGUAACACAGAAGGACACAGCAGCUGACAUAGCGGCCGACGGUGCUAUGGCAAAGAAGAAGCCAUCACUACCGAAGAAGCAUCGCAAGACAACGCCAUCCUCCGCCACGACACCCACCACAACCACGACCAGCGACGACGACUCGAUGAGUUCGCUCAAUCUCAACUCGAGCUCGUUUUUAAAACGGCAAGAGUUUCGAGCUUUUCUGCCAUCUUCGCUGGAUGCAGAUAGCCGAACGCCCCUGCCAUUGGAACAACCGCCACAGGCGGAUGUUGCUUCCGGGGCUAACAACCCGGCAAGCGACACCAUCGCGGAUGUUGCCAAUGAAGACUUUGAGUUUAACUGGCAACGCUACCUUACGCAAAUGAAAGUCCAUGCGGCUCCGGUUCGAUUGUUUGGUCCCAAUCCGUACCCGAUGCUUCCCGGAAUGACGGAGAACAUGUUCCGCGCCGACAUGAAGCUGGAAGCGAUCGAUCCAGAGAAUAACUCGCUGUUCUGCGUCUGCACGGUGGUUGAAGUGCGCGGAUUCCGCAUAAAGCUACACUUUGAUGGCUACCCAGUGGAGUACGACUUUUGGGUGAACGCCGACUCGGUGGACAUUUUUCCGCCUGGUUGGUGCAGCUCGACGAACCGUCCGUUGCAGCCUCCGGGUAAUCGCAAGGGCCACACGUUCCAGUGGAGCCGAUAUCUGAAGGAAACGGGUGGAUCCGUGCCGGACAAGAGUUGGUUUCAGCAUCUAAACAACACGCAUGAAGACAAUAAGUUCGAAAUUGGAAUGUCGCUCGAGGCGGACGAUCUGAAGAAAUCGGGUAAAUUGUGCGUGGCCACAGUGACGGACAAGAUGGGCGACCGCGUGCUGGUGCAUUUUGAUGGGUGGGACAACCGGUACGACUACUGGGUGAGCAUCUAUUCGAACUACAUCCACCCGGUCAAUUGGCACCGAGAUAACAACGAGAAAAUCGCGUCCCCACCAGAUUGGAACAAACCGUUCGAUUGGGUGAAGUACUUGCGGUACAAGUCGCGGAACGAAGCACGGACGCUGUUACCGGCGGGGAAAGCAUUGUUCCGCACGCGCCCACCGGUUUGCUUUAAGCUGGGCCAACGCCUCGAGGUGGUCGACCGUAAGCAGAAGCAUUUGAUACGUCCGGCCACAGUUGUUGCGAUGGAUGGAUACGAGGUGCGGCUGUGCUUCGACGGAUGGCCUCGUUACUAUGCCUUCUGGAUUGAGGACGAUAGCCCGAACCUACAUCCCAUCAACUGGUGCGCUCGCACGAAGCAUCCGCUGGAACCGCCACCAAACUACAUGUUUGAGACGAGCACCUACGAUGGCACGUGCGAGCUAAAGUUUUGUCUGGGACGGGGCAAUGCGAAGCAUCCGAGCAAAAAGUUCCAUGACAGGCCAACAGAGUGUCCCUACAGGCGCAACAACUGGAUGGGUGAGGAGCUGAAGCCACUCAGGAUUAGCCAUGACCAAGUAAUUGAUUAUGUUUUCCAUGAACGUGAUAAACCACUGGAUGACAUCAAACCAGAAGUCAGCAGUAGUAGUAGCGGCAAUAGCAACAGCAAGUCUAGCAUAAAGGAAAGCGUUCCAAUCUCGCUGCUAAAGAGUGUAGCUUCUAUUGCGCCCAAAAUCGAGAAAUCAAUCGCAUUGCGACGCCCUAGUGUAGCAAUAGAAGCACCGAUGGUGUCUGCUCCAAAGCGCCUGAAACAAGACUUAGAAGAUGUGGAUGUUAAGAUAGCCCCCUCGUCGUCUACCACGACCCCGCCGCCUUCACACGAUUCGUCGAAUGACCGUGAUCGGGUUAUCGGUGUUAAAGAAGAUAUCACGACCACCACCGGUACCACCAUUCCUGCUCCGGAACAGGGCAGCGUGCAGGAGUCAUCAAUUAAUUUGGCCAUGCCUGUUAUCCUUGAGUACGGUCCGCGUUUGAUGCACUCGUACGAGACGUGGCGGCGACAUUCGCGUUACCUCGACGAAUGCACCAACCGGGGCGAUGGGUUGCGUAAAAAUCCGCUACACUGGACUACGGAUGAGAUGGCAAGUUAUAUUGAACAGUUGCCUGGAUGCGGCGACUGCGCCAACCGUAUACGCCACGAGGAGAUCACCGGCAAGUCGUUCCUCAGCUUCACGCAGGAUGACUUAAUGAACUACCUCGGCAUCAAGAUCGGACCGGCCAUCAAGAUCUACAAUCGGAUCAUCCGCCUGCGCCAGCUCGUGACUUCAAAGUUCAUCCAGCUGUAGACGGAGCACGUGCUCCGCUUAUACGUAAGUAUGAUGAUUCCUUUUUCCUUCCGUUCCGUUCGGUAUCCGUUUCUGGUUCCUUCCCCUUGGUGCACCAUAGUUUGGCGCGAACAGCUCCAAUAUCCGAUGCAAUAUUUAAAGCAAAUUAAGUU